AUGGCCUGCUCCAUUUUUUCGCAAGACUCGAUCAGGUUUGUAGAUCGUAUGCUGGAACAGUACAAUGGCCCAGAGACCCCAAGCCAGAAUUAUACUCGUGAGUCACCCGAGCCACCCAUACCCAACUGCCCAACGGAGCUUAACGCAUCAUGGUUGUUAAGACCACCAUUCACGACAAAUUCCAGUGAAAGUGCAUAUGAAGUACGAGGGAUUUUUCACCACGUUUUUGAUCUGGCUUUGAAGAAGUGUUGCGCCAAACUUAAAGCAGGAAACAAAACAAGAAUCAAUUUCAAAACACAAGGACUAAACAGAUCUCAACUUCACGACCUUCUCCUUAAUGAUAGAGUUCAUCUUAUUCUUCCUGUGCAAAGCGAUGAGGACAAAACGUACAAAAUGAUCCUGCCUUUCAUCAAAAUUUUGGAUUCUCCUGGAGUCGUCCUCAUCCAAAGAUCUAAUCUAACACAGCAUUCAUCAUGGAUGAUGAGGAAUAGGGAAAUUUGGAAUGUCAUUAGCAGCUGUCUCCCCAUUGUUGCCUUAACAAUGCUGCUGUCGUUUGUAGCAGGGAUAUUUGUCUGGAUGAUGGUAAGUACUAAACAUGAAUUGGAACUGGACCUCAGUGAAAUAUUGAUUUUCCCAAUUUUUAGUUUUGCCUUUAAAAUGCGUUUACUCGUUAGAAUAGCUUAAUCGAGGCUACGUUUACAAGUGUCUGACGAAUUUUCGACCGUUUAAAAAUUCAUGCGUUUAGGUGUUCCGUUCACAUGAAACCUGACGCACGCUACCCGAACGAAAAAUUUAGACACCUAGCCGUUCAGAAAUUUGGAACUCCAAAGUGCAACCGCACCUUUAACGUACAAAAAUUUAGACACCGGUCAAAUUUUCGACCGCACCGGCUGAAAAUUUGACCGGCGUCUAAAUUUUUGUACGUUAAAGGCUAGUUGUAUGGAUACGUUGUUGCUCAGCUUGGAGACGCCCGAUCUCUACCUUUGCGGACUGCGCAUAAGAAAAUAGUAAAACCGUUGACAAAAGUUAAAAUUAACACACUUAUGUCCAAGAUUUUCACGCAGCCGCAAAAAUUACGAUUUUUCGGGUGUUAACGAAAAAUUGUAAAAAACGGAAGGUUGGCGAUUUUUUGAAAGCCAGUUGCGAAAAUUGCGAAAAAUCGCAAGUCUGACGAUUUUCCGCGUUAGCUGCGGUUUUUCGCAGUUCUUUGUCAUGUUAUAAAUGAUCACUGAAGUCCAGACCGAGUUGCCGAUUUGAAAAAAAAAGUUGCAAAAAUUGCGAGAGCGAAAAAUUGAGCGGUUCCAUCAUGUGAGCGAAGUGUUUGGUCAAUUUUUUCAGCCGGUCGAAAAGUCCUUCGGUGACGUAUGAACAUAGGCCGACGUUUAGAAAGAAAACUGUCUGAUUUCGUUCUCUACCCAUUUUAUAGGAUAGGGGAAGUAGUUAGUUGAGCGCUGUUAAUUAGAAAUAAAUUCUUGCGUUUCGACAAUAUAAAAGCCCUCAUCAGGGGAAAAUAUGCGAAAACGUUUAAAGCUGUAAAAGGCACCGUAAAAGGACCGUUGGAAAACAUAACAACUUACUUGUAAAAGCCAGUUUAUGCAAUUUUUAGUCAAGCCAGGUCAAGCGUACCCCCCAAAAUUCCAUUAAUGAAUUUAUUAUUCGAAGGUUCAAUCCGUUGGUAGUUGUAUGCAUUCUUUCGUCUAUGCAUUCUUGCAUGCUUAAUGAGCCUUGAAUUCACACGCGAUUCAGUUACGAAAUUUCUACCUGCUCAGUUUCCCUGAAUUUGAUGUAAAUGUCUCCUAAGAAAAUUCAUCCAUUCAAAGGUUUUCAAUCUGACCAGAUACAGAGAAGUUCUCGUAAAAUAUUCACUGCUCAUUACGCGUGCAGGAAUACCGAUUUGAAUUUGACACUAAUUUCGGGAACGACUAACGCAUUCAUUUUUCACUGAAAUAAUCAAUUCAUUAAUAGAAUCUUGGAGGUACGCUUGACCUGCCUUGACUGUAAUCUUCGCGAACGAAUCUUGUCUUGUUAAAUUCAAACAGGAAAUGAAGACAAAUACCGAGGAGUUUGGCAAGCCGCUUCAUAGCGGGAUUUUUGAUGGCUUCUGGUGGGCGUUUGUUACCAUGUCAACAGUUGGGUAAGCACAUCUGUUCAAUGAAACGGCUGCCAUGUUUUUGUUCCAAACCAAUCCUGAUUCCAAACUGGCGGAUCAACAAAGGAAAUAGGAUACGCCGGCACGCAGGCUGUCUGUCUAGGGAAUGAAUGUUAAGUUACCGAGGAGAAGGGGUUCUGGCUUAUAAAGCGUUUUACAACUUUUGAAGGCUGGUGCUGGGCGUUCAUCUGCUUUGGUUCAAUUUUAUCCUAGAUUUAAAUUCAUUCCUAGUCCCUAGGCCUCAUUAUUGCGCGCGGCCGAUUUGUUCAGGCCACGUGGUCGGAGCGAGUUUUUUUCUCCCAGCCGUUCGUCUCGGAUAGGCAAAUGUAAUAUGAUGAGUUUGAAACGGGAAUUAAAAUUAAACCGAGGGAUAAAAUUGAAACAAAGCACUUCCAUGCAUGCAUUUAUCCACCCAAUAGUUAAGCAUCGGAGCGAUUUAAGCGCCUUUCUUCCCACUGAAUGUAAAAUGAUUGAUCUAAAGUAUAUUAACUAGGAGUUUCAAUUGGGCAUCAGAGCUGGAAGACAAUACGGAGAAUACAGUUUAAAAAUAAAUUAAGUGAAGAAAAUGAAAAUGACGCCUGGGAAUUAGGGUGGGUAAGCCUUUCAAAAUUUCCAGAGUGCCAGCAGAUGAUCGAGUUAGGACACAGUGCGAGCCACCGAGCCAUGCGAAAAAAAACGUACAAAUUUAUGGCGCGUUGUCAGGGUCAAAAUAAAAAAGGUACACCCUUCGUUAUGAAUUUAAAAUCAUAUGUUCCCUGUCAUUUAAUUCUGCAAACUUACGUUAUUUUCCAGCUUGAAUUGUGAAUAAAAGUUACAUUCGGGCAUCAUUGCACCAUAGAAAUAUCGGCAACACUCCGUCAUUAUUCCUAAAAUAAAAUGUUCUCCUGGCAUUUCAUUCUGCUGAAAAAAAAAGUCUCUUCUUUUUCUGAAUUGUAAAUAAAAACAUUACUUAAACAUUGACCAAGAAAAGAAAUCUUAAAUACCCUCUGCUGCCAAAAUGCAAAACAACAAGUAAACAGAAACGCAGUCGAAUGGGGUAAAAGGUACUCCUGCUCUCAUGCUUGUUGAAUUUGUGUAAUAAAGUCUUUACACAAACCGUUCAAAAUUCAAAACAAAUACAUACUUUGUUUUCUUUUUAUUUCUUUUGUUACUUGUAACCAGUCUAACUGCUGAAUUGGAAACUUCCUUCAGCCGGAUGUGAGAUUUGCGAUAACAAGGCAUUUUGAAUUGAAUACGCGCAUUUCGAGUUGAAUUCUUUCGACCAGGCGUUAUCAGAUACAUAGGGCCUGGUCACUAAGCCGUUAUGACGUCUUAACGCCUGGCCACUAAGCCAGGUUUCGAAAGACUCGCGAAAAUGGCGCAAAAUCAACUUAGGCCGGAGCAGUCUCAAUUUCUGACUGACGUAAGACAAAUUCUGUUAGAUUUAUCCAGGAGAUUGCAACAAGGUGUCGGUGACGAUGUAGUCGAUUACGCUUUGUUCCGGUUACAGCAACUUUCCCGUCAUUUGGCAAGAUUUGCCCAUGCAGCACAAGUUUAUGAGGAAGUGCAGGCUGACCUCGACAUGAUAGCCUCCUUAUUAACUGAGGCAGAUAGAAACUUUCCGUGUCAGUACAUGGGCCUAAAUGCAGGUGCGAGUUACUCCGGGGGUCCGGGCCGUCCACGGAUGGAGAUUAGUAGAGACCCUGAUAACGCGCCAUACAGAUUAACCUGUCGUUUUAUAUAUUUAUGGUUAAAAACCUAACAGUAAAUGAAAGCUGACCAUUUCGAGUCAGUGCUUAGCCUAAUCACUAUGCUCAGUGAUUAACCUUAAUCACUAUUACGUUUUUCGGAAAGUUUUAAAAUGUCAUAACCUAAGAGCAUAGAAAUAAAGAGAUUGCGAAUUAAACGUUAGCAGAUUUAUUGCAAAAUAACUGUGACGUCUCAAGGCGGGAGCAGAUGUAGUGAGAACUAUUGCUAGUUGUAUUUUUUAGGUUGGAUUCAUUUGCAACAUAUCCGUAUAGCUGUUUCAUUUGCCUGUUGAAUUUUUUUUUAUUGUAUUUAGGCUUAAGAACAAUGAAAAAUUCUAACAGUCAAAUGCGACGGCUAUAGCGUAUGUUGCACUAUGAAUCCACCUUUAGAUUUCUUUAUAUGCCUAUGGAAAUAAUAUUUCAUCGAGGUCACGAACGAUCAAGUGAUGAAUCCCGGGGAAAACAAAGAUAUUUUUAUGUGUUUGGCUGCUCUACUAUGUCAACAAUCUUUUAUAAUUCGCAAACGGAGGUGAAUGAUUAAUGUGGUGCUCGAGAAGUUUUCUUUUGUCUUAAAGGUUUAAAAAAGAGCGAUACACAUUUGAAUCCAUAUGGAUACAAGCUUUUCUUUCGCCACAAUGGGCAAAUCAGCGACUCAUGGUCAAACUAUCUUUUCGCAACUGCAGAAGUUGCGUAUAUAACUGCGAUGAUUUUCAUUCAUAUAAUUCUUCACUCCGCAGUUCACAUAUAUGAUUUUCAUAUAUUCAUAGGUUUAUCAGCUGAAUUGUUUACCUCAACGGAAAGAGUUUUGACACAACGAUCAAACUUCACGCCUCAACGGGCGAUUGUGGUACCGAAGUCGCUCAGUAUUAGAGACGGAAAGCUCAGUGGUUUGCUCCUCUUUUUUGCCUGACACCAGCAAGUUAGAGUCGUCAGUGUACUCCGAGGAGAAGAAUUUUUGCCUGUCACAUCACUUCUGCUGAAUGCACAAAGAAAAAACUACAUGUAUCUCCAGUCGUGAUGAAGGAAGAUUCGAUCGAUAUCUUCGCACCUCAAUUAAUUCGCGAAUCGACAAAUAGAGCAACCAAACACCUAUAAAAUCUCUCGUCUUCCUUGAGAUUCAUCACUAAAACGCUCUGGAUCGAGACCAUAAUGAAUACUUCUACAAGCACACAAAGACAUCUAAAAAAUAAAAAAGCAGUUACACCAAAGGCUUAACAGGUUUACAAUCUGCUUGCACGCUGGAAAUUUACUCGAAUUCUCUGGACGAUCUCGUUCACGUGUGUUUUACGUGAUGUCAUUGCACAGGAGUGAAUACCCCGGAUAAUAAGAAAAUAAAAAUCGACUGCGCAUGCUUCUGAUCUUACAUCUGACAAAUUUCGGCUUUUUCCCGCUAUUCAGUGUGCUGCCUCGCCUAAAGGUUGAUUUCCACUGUCGCGUAAUAUUUAUGCGCGUAAACAUAUAGAGGCAAUAUAUAGACGGUCACGCGUAAGCGUGAAAGUUGAGCGAGUGUCAACUCAGUGAGGUUUACGCGUGGUUAUACAUUGCCUCUAUUUCAUUUACGCACGAAAAAAUUACGCGGCAGAGGAAAUCAACCCUAAGGCUCGCCAGCAAUAAACCAAGCUAAGGACCUAGGGUAUUCCGAAAAGGUGAUAGGCUAGACAAAUGAUGGCAGUGGAGCAAUUUUCUUAGAAGAAGGCUAACAUUAAUAAUUUUGAAUUGAUUGAAUGCCUUAUUUUUCGAAGAUAUGGCGACAAGACGCCGAGGUCUGUAGCGGCUCGGUUGUUCGCUGUGGGUUGGAUAAUGAUUGGUGUCACCAUCUGUUCAAUUUUGACGGCCACAUUGUCCAGUGCUUUGACAAGUGUUACAGUGGAGAGUGUUGGUGUGAUCGCAGGAAUAAAGGUACAUAAUGCAUUGAGAAUUUCAUUUCUUGUCGAGCCCGACUUGAUGUUGGUGACAGCAUCCUAACGACAGAGGGCAUUGACAAUCCUCCUUGUUUUUUAGGUCGGUGCUGCAAGAGAUAGCAUCGCAUUGCAGAAAGCGGUGAACCUUGGUGCGAACGUAACAGGUGAUUGUCUAUUGCCACCAACCUACGGUACUACCCUGCAAGUAAUUAAGAACGAGUUUAAAAAAAUCUGUUUCUCUAAAAUUCGUCAGUUAGAUGCCCUCUAUAAAAGAACCUGAUUAGCCUAAAGUUAGGAACAGGCUCUUAUUUUGUUCUAGAAUAACCCAUUUGUGCUGAAGGAGAACUUCGUAGGAAAUCAUCAAUGCUUUCAUCUUUCUUAUUUUUACUUGUUUUUAAUGAUUUUUAUUGGUAAGCAAUUUUUUGCAAGGAGUAGGGUGAAUAGCACUAGAUUUUCCCAACUACAAUGUAAUUUUUAUUCUUCAGAAAAUAAGAACCUGUUUAAGAGCCUCAACAGGCUAAAUUUGUGCAAAUUUGUUCAGGCUAACUCGAGGGGUAGUACUGUAUCUCAGAUCUGUCUGCAAUUUACAGAGACUCUCUCAGUGUCACUGAUGAUAUCUAUGCCAGGUAUACUGAUUUUAUUUUAUAUGUACUCAGCUUUUGAAGACCUUAAUGAGGCCUACGACGCUUUGAUUAAUGACGAGUCGAUAGAGGGAAUGAUGGAGGAAGUGUUUACAGCCAUGGAAUACAUCAAGAAAAGGAACAAUCCUUUGUUAUCUGUUGUCCAUUUCUUUGAGGAGAAGCAUGGCUAUGGAGUGGCAUUCAAAAGCAAUCCUUUUUGGGAAGAAAGCAACCUGGACAACUGCAUCAAGAAAGUUGUCCAAUUCAUAGUAAAAGACGAUAAAUAC
Molecule: messenger RNA, 6684 nt
Organism: Porites evermanni
Lineage: Eukaryota; Metazoa; Cnidaria; Anthozoa; Scleractinia; Poritidae
Source: the annotation of a GenBank genome assembly